AUGGCCUCCGAGAGAGCAGUCGAUCGGGAAGAGCGACAGGGCCUUCGUGCCAUUCGCAACUUUCUCAAGGCUCGGAACUCCUACGACGUCCUCCCGCUCAGCUUCCGACUCAUAAUCUUCGAUACGUCGCUUUCCGUGAAGGAGAGUCUGAACAUCCUCAUCCAAAAUGGCAUUGUCUCAGCUCCGUUGUGGGACUCCAAAGCGUCCAAGUUCGCCGGUCUUCUGACCACCUCCGAUUACAUCAAUGUCAUCCAAUACUAUUUCCAGAACCCCGCCGCCCUGGACCAGAUCGACCAAUUUCGCCUAGACAGUCUGCGAGAUGUCGAAAAGGCGCUUGGUGUCGCACCGCCCGAGACCGUCUCCAUCGACCCGGAGCGCCCGCUUUACGAUGCCUGUCGGCGCAUGCUGGAAUCGCGCGCCCGCCGUAUUCCCCUCGUCACCAGCGAUAGUCAGACCGAACGACCCCACGUGCUCAGCGUCAUUACACAAUACCGUAUCCUGAAAUUCGUCGCUGUCAAUGUUCCCGAUACACAGCAGUUGCGUCGCCCACUGGGUGAAUUGCUGCUGGGUUCAUAUGAUAAUGUCGCUACGGCUUCGCUGGACACACCCGUCAUUGAUGUCAUCCACAUUCUGGUGGAGCGCAGCAUAUCCAGCGUCCCAAUUGUCAACUCUGAAGGUGUCGUGUAUAAUGUGUUCGAAUCGGUGGAUGUGGUCACCUUGAUCAAGGGUGGAGUCUAUGAUGACCUGAGCCUCACGGUUGGCGAAGCGUUGAAGAAACGUUCUCCGGGUUUCCCGGGCAUUUACACUUGCUCUCUCAACGAUGGAUUGGACACUAUCUUUGAUACCAUCCGAAAAUCCCGAGUUCACCGUCUCGUCGUUGUGGAUGAACACUUCAAGCUUAAGGGUGUGCUCACUCUGAGUGAUAUCCUGCACUAUAUUCUCCUUGAGGGUGAAAAUGAAGAAGCGUGA
Penicillium brevicompactum is the source of this 969-nucleotide messenger RNA. RefSeq names its product AMP-activated serine/threonine-protein kinase regulatory subunit SNF4 (gene snf4). The coding region runs from base 1 to 969 and encodes 322 amino acids. The record is from RefSeq and is a predicted model, not a curated record. NCBI's taxonomy places the organism in Eukaryota, Fungi, Ascomycota, Eurotiomycetes, Eurotiales, Aspergillaceae. The transcript is spliced from 6 exons.